Misgurnus anguillicaudatus (oriental weatherfish) is the source of this 3032-nucleotide messenger RNA. It is a transcript of the gene ccdc120a, whose product is annotated as coiled-coil domain containing 120a. Lineage: Eukaryota; Metazoa; Chordata; Actinopteri; Cypriniformes; Cobitidae. The record is from RefSeq and is a predicted model, not a curated record.
AAACGCUUGCUCUGCUAUACAUUUUUAUAUUUAAUUUGAUGUAAAUAUCCAUUGCGUUCUGUUGUGGCAGUGAAGGGGUUAAAGCAGACACAAGAUACUAAAUGUGGAUGAAAUGUGAUUGGUUUGGUCCUCGUGUGUAGAUCAUGACAGGAUAAAACAUAUACAGCCCCUGCAGAUGGAGCACGCUUUGUGUGGUGUAAACACUGGGGCUGUGUUGAAGAAGAAGAAGAGGAGGAGGAGGAGGAGGAUGAUCUUGAAUCAAUGAGCAGAAGACACUCACUCAUCUCAGUGCAGGACUAAAGACGCUCCUGAAAUGAUGCAGAGGACCUCACGUGCACGGAUGAGCAGGGCAUUGAGUUUGUGAAGGAUUAAACAACAGCACAGUGGCUUCACCUUCAGGCCACUCACAGUAUUGCAGCAGCCGAUCUGCUUCAUGGCCACGGGUCCAGACGUCUGCAGUACGUAUGACUGUUACAAUAAGAUAAACGUACAAUCAGGAGGCAGCGAGGUGACGCAAAAGACACAUGAGAUGGAGGUCAGAAGUCACCUGAUAACUUCAGGAGCUCCCGAGCUGCAGGUCGGUAUGGACAGUAAGCAUCGUGCCGAGCGGAUGGUGGAGCUGCAGGAGAGACGCAGAAGCCUGCAGACGCUGCUGAACACUCGACUGGCAGAUCUGAGACGCUUGUGUCUACAAGAGGCGGAACUGACAGGUGAAGUUCCUCAUGAAUAUCCUUUAGAAACCGGAGAGAAACCUCCCCACGUGCGACGUAAAUCUGCUUUGUCCCGCAGUGCUUCCAAACAUAACGCCAAAAAUGAGGAAGAGGACGUCUCUCAGCGCAAGGCAAAGAAAACUCUGUUCAGUGGCGCCCUCCGCAGGCACGUGGAUUCAGAGCAACAUCCUACACAUGGCAAAAGAACAGUUCAUAGAGGAUGCCACACAGAUAACACGGUGAAGUCAGAGAGCAGCUCCACAUCAGAUUCAACCAAUCAGGACACUGAAGAUGUCUCUGACAGGUUGUCGCCCUCGUGCACCCGGCACGUCUCCGAGAGCCCAGAUGGCAGAUUUUCUCGAAAACUCUCACCUGUGGAAAUCUACUAUGAAAUAAAAACACGCCGCAGUUCAGUGGCGAGCUCAGCCAGCCCGAGUCAUUCUCUUUCAAGGAGUGUGUCAAAUUUGGAAGGCAGAAGUGUACCAGCAACUCCACACCUGUCCCGAAACGGACAAACAGGAGCGCACAUCAGGUCAGAAUCCUCCAGCGCCACUGCUCCUGUGAAGCAGUGGUCAGAUAAUCCAGAGGCGUCCCAACCGGUGCCUUCGCAGUCUCAGGAUCCCCCAACCUCCUCAGGGUCCUACGAGCAGGGUCCGCAUGGCUCCCAAACACGACGCAGCAACAGCUCAGAGACGCUGCUCGACCGAAACGGCAACGUGGCGGAAGAGGGAGGUCAAAGGUCGGGAGUGCCCGUGCGAAACGGCUCGUACAAGAGCUCGGAAGCACUGAUGGAACAGGCACAGUGGAACAGCCCCGACCAGCAGAUCAACGGACACGCAGAACUGGGCCGCGUUCGCGCGAGUCGAGCAAUGAACGCAGGUGGCGGUUACAGUGAGAUCCUAAUGGAUUACGUUUGGGGAAAGCAGCAGAAGAUGCAAGCUCAGCGACAGCAAAGACUUCAGAACGGUUCAAAAACGAGGGCGUGGCCAGAGGGUUCCAAUGCUCCGCCCCCUCCCUACAGGAAUGGCAUUCCCCAAUCGCAGCAACUCAUUUUGGGAACUGGCCCUCCGGCCUACAGCCCUCUUAUGUUGAGGGGGAAGCCCGGUGAGCCGCGGAGGGUCAAAGUGAGUCGCACAAAGUCCUGUGGUCCGUUUGUUCCCCUCCAGCAACACCAGCAAGAAUCCAUCAUGCUCUCUGCUUAUACAGACAUACCCGCAUCCAACGUUACGCAUAACCAGCAGAACGACCACCCUCACAGACCGCCCUACUACCCGUUUGAGUCGUCUGCCCCCACGACUCCCGAUGACCCCACACGCAGCCUGCACAAAGCCCUGGCGCUGGAGGGGUUGAGAGACUGGUAUCUGAGGAACGCGCUGGGUCAGGCGGCCAGCGGGGGAAAGGGAAAAGACGGGACGCAGACGCAGCGCCGACGCACCACAUCCUCGCUGCACGGCUCCCACACGCAACCACCCGUCAAACACCAGACACAGUCAUUCCAGGGAGACACGGUUUAUCCACAACUGCCCCAGUCGGCCACGUUUCAUGGUCAUCCGCUACACACCAGGACGAUGGAGCGUUCUACGUAUCAAGAUACCUUUUCAUCUAAAAUGCAGGAUGUGACUCUUAAAGAGACUGAGAGACCCGGUCCAGGCACGCUAGUCUAACAUGCAAACAAACCAAACCCCUGCGCAUACACAGACACGGGCGCAUCUCAUCAAACACAGAGACUAAAGCAAACACCAGCUUGUGUGUGUGUGUAUGAAACGACAAAAUAGCAGAAAGACUUUUUGCUUCUCUUGAUUAAAUCAUUUUGGCAGAAAUCAGUCCCGCCUUCCUUUUAGCUACGGUUUCAUAGGACCCUUUUGCAUGGGAUCAAGCUGUCAUUUUAUUUGUGGACUUAUGUUAAACUUCCCUUACAGUCAACAAAAGUGGCAGCAGGUUCUGCCAGACGUUAGAUAAAAUACAGACCGCUAACAUAUGUCAACACAUUCACAUUAGUAGGAACAAUUUCUAUGACGUUUUUGUUUCAAUACAGAAUAUACAUUUACAGAAGUCUUUCACGAGAAUCCAGUAUUGGUCGCUGACUGUGACCGUUUUCAAAAAGCUUCGUCCCUGUUUUAUUGUUUUAUUAUGAAAUCAUAUUUCUAUGCAAAAUACAAUCAAAAAGACAAAACCCGUGAUUAAAAAAGCCAAGCCGAAUAUUAAACUUUAGACUGUUAGAGAGCUAAUUCCUGCAUUCGAUAUCACAUACUGAAUUAAAUGAAGUACCUACACUGUUAAAAAAAUUCAGCAUUUUGUCAAAUAAACAUAUAUUUUAUGUUA